GUACCUCUGUUCUCCCACGAAGAUCGUCCAUGGUUUCGGGGGUAUUAAAAAAGCAGAUAUUAUCCCUACACAAGUCGAGGGAUGGGACCAGCGACGUCGAAAAGUCGAUCCCUUCCGUUUGUCGCACAUACCUCGAUAUGGCUCAGUACUUUGUUCGGUCUGACAGCUCGAAUGACGACGCCUUCAAAUGGGCACUUCGUCCGUAAGAUCUACACUGCAUUAAAUCCCCCAAAUGCCAUAUGGACACAAAAUAAACACUCGCUGGUGAACACUUCUAUAAGAAAUAUCCGUAUCUAGUCCAGCCCUGAAUCACCAUUAGGUACUUUUCGUUGCAUUACCCAUGAAAAUGUCUUACUGCUGAAACUGACUUCUUAUUGCAAAUAGUUUUGCAAAUUAUUGACAGAGCUAGAAGAAAAGUGUACCACAGCUUUCAUUUAAAGAUAUAUAUAUGUAUAUAUAAAACUCCCAAUGGUAGAAUCCUUUGAGUCGCAACAAGCUAGUUCUAAAGCCUACUAAGGCCUCGUAGAGUCCCAUAGGUGUACAACAAUGGCUAUAUAUAGUCGUAAAUACUCGGAAGUCAUCACGGU
Messenger RNA from Colletotrichum navitas, 587 nucleotides. RefSeq lists its product as uncharacterized. NCBI's taxonomy places the organism in Eukaryota, Fungi, Ascomycota, Sordariomycetes, Glomerellales, Glomerellaceae. Bases 82 to 297 code for a protein of 71 amino acids. The record is from RefSeq and is a predicted model, not a curated record. The transcript has 2 exons.